AUGUCGCGCUCGUCCCCAGACCCGUUCGUCGCAUCGCCCUCCUCCCCGAGCCACCCUGUGAAGAACCAUUCCCGGUACACCUAUCGCCAACUGCAGCUCCUUCGCCAGAGUUCGACGGCUUCUCCGCUCCGAGUAAUUGCUCAUGUCGAUUUGGAUGCGUUCUACGCACAAUGUGAGAUGGUGCGUCUUCAGACGCCGCGGGAGAUACCCCUCGCUGUACGCCAGUGGGACUCGCUGAUCGCGAUCAACUACCCUGCUCGGGCGUUCGGCAUAACGAGGAUGAUUUCCGCGAAGGAAGCCCGGAAGCUUUGUCCGGAGAUUGUUCUACAGCAUGUUGCGACUUUUCGAGAAGGUGAGGGCGGGAAAUGGGCGUACAGGGAGGAUUCCUUCAACCGUAUUCACACGGAUAAAGUGUGCUUGGAUCCGUAUCGGGCGGAAUCGCGCAAGAUCCUGAAAACAAUGAAGGAGGAAUUGUCGAGAUGGUAUAUGGACUUGGUUGAUGAGGAACGGGGGCUGGGUUCUCACGCUCAAAUACAACAAGCUAGUGUUGAGAAAGCUAGUGUCGACGAAGUUUUCAUUGAUUUAUCCCCGCUGGUUUAUGGUGUCCUGCUUCAACGGUAUCCGGAACUAUGGAAUGGGCCGGAUGACGAUGAUCGUAUCGCAUCGUUACCUCGCCCCCCUACAACGGCACUGGAAUGGAGCCAGGGCGAUUGUCUAGUGGGCCUAGACGAGAACGAGACCGAGGUGGAUGAUCCUGAUUGGGAUGAUGUGGCGAUGCUUAUUGGGUCAGAGAUUGUCCGAGCGGUUCGCACGGCAGUCUGGGAUAAGCUGAGUUAUACGUGCUCCGCAGGUAUAGCGAAAAACAAGAUGAUGGCAAAGUUGGGGAGUUCUAGCAAUAAACCCAACAAACAGACCAUUGUACGCAAUCGUGCUAUCCAGAACUUUCUUGGGGGCUUUAAGUUUACCAAGAUACGAAUGCUUGGGGGUAAGCUGGGUGAUCAGGUCACGGCUCUGUUUGGGACGGAACAUGUUAGUGAUCUUUUACAGGUUACGCUGGAGCAGUUCCGGGCCAACCUGGAUGACGAUACUGCUAGUUGGCUCUAUGGAAUCAUCCGCGGCGAGGAUAAGAGUGAAGUCAACCCCAGGACGCAGAUAAAGUCUAUGCUCUCCGCCAAGUCGUUCAGACCGAAUAUCAACUCCAUCGAGCAGGCAGAAAGGUGGUUGCGGAUCUUUGCCGCCGACAUCUAUGGCCGUCUCAUGGAAGAUGGUGUACUUGAGCACCGACGCCGUCCAAAAACCCUCGCCUUGCAUCAUAGGCAAGGUGCACAAGUUCGCUCUCGUCAAAGCCCCAUUCCUGGGUCGACACCGAUCGACGAGACGUCACUGUUCGAUGUUGGGAGGACAUUGCUUCGACAGAUCAUCGGCGACGGACGCGCCUGGCCUUGUGCAAACUUGUCAAUGAGUGUCGGUGGAUUUGAGGAUGGGGUUAGCAACAAUAAAGCAAUAGAUUCGUUUCUACUCCGAGGAGAUCAAGCCAAAAGUAUCGGCCACCUUGCAAAGGACCGCCUUACGGAGGACUUGCCCGAAAUGUUACAGCCGAGUGAGAAACGGAGGAAAGUUGAAGACGAUGGUAUAAAACGCUUCUUCAAUCAGCCUCCCGGGGCCACCACGAAGCCUCAGCCAAGCGAGGCCCUAUUGGAGACGCCAGCGACUAGUCUGGAAGGCAACAGAGAGAAUAUAUUUCUAUCGGAGGCCUCGUGUAAUCCUGAAACAACAGAAGUUGCAUCGGGAUUCUAUACUUGUAGACGUUGCGAAAAACCGCUACCGGAAGCUGAAAGGGAUGAACACGACGAUUGGCAUUUUGCCAAGGAGCUGGAAAGACAAGACAGACAAGAAGCCAUGAGAUCCCAGCAGACAGCACGCCCGUCCAGUAAUACGGGAUCUUCCAGCGCCCGUGGUAGGCCAGGUCGUAACAGCCGGGGCAAGCCUGAGAAAGGGCAGACACGUCUCGCUUUCGGAUAG
Aspergillus bombycis is the source of this 2022-nucleotide messenger RNA. Its product is annotated as DNA-directed DNA polymerase eta. Gene Ontology annotation, molecular function: DNA-directed DNA polymerase activity; damaged DNA binding. Lineage: Eukaryota; Fungi; Ascomycota; Eurotiomycetes; Eurotiales; Aspergillaceae. The transcript has a single exon. The record is from RefSeq and is a predicted model, not a curated record. Gene Ontology annotation, cellular component: replication fork; nucleus; site of double-strand break. Gene Ontology annotation, biological process: error-prone translesion synthesis; response to radiation. Bases 1 to 2022 code for a protein of 673 amino acids.